CGUGCCUCGGCAGCGAAUUCCUGGAUACUAUAUCACAUAUCACAUAUUCAGUUCAUCUGGGAUGCCUUAUCGCACCCCAAAAGGUCACAGUCAUACACCAGGCUGGGUAGAGAAGAGCCCACGAGGUAGAAUGGCGAAAGCUAACACCAUGAAUCCCGACACAUAUGGUAACAUUCUACCUGGCGUCAAUGCAAUGGUGCACACCAUAGGCACGCUCCUCGAUAAUACACAAUGCAAUAAACAGUUCCACGACAAGGAUUUCGUAGGCUCAUCUAGGAAGCUAUGAAAAACUUAAUCGCGAUACUGCGUUCACUGCCAGUAAACCCAGCCAAGAAAUUACGGAUGUUCGCCCGUUCGUCUACAUUUCUGCGGAGGACCACAGGCCUGCUAUAUCGGUGCGACACAGAGACCAAACUGGAGGCCGAGAGGAAAAUCGACGAGAUCAUGAAAGAUCAUCCACAGUAUCAAGUGUUCG
This is a messenger RNA of Suillus discolor, 475 nucleotides long. RefSeq lists its product as uncharacterized. NCBI's taxonomy places the organism in Eukaryota, Fungi, Basidiomycota, Agaricomycetes, Boletales, Suillaceae. The record is from RefSeq and is a predicted model, not a curated record. The transcript has 3 exons. Bases 62 to 286 code for a protein of 74 amino acids.